Messenger RNA from Coccidioides immitis RS, 513 nucleotides. RefSeq lists its product as uncharacterized. The record is from RefSeq and is a predicted model, not a curated record. Lineage: Eukaryota; Fungi; Ascomycota; Eurotiomycetes; Onygenales; Onygenaceae. The coding region runs from base 1 to 513 and encodes 170 amino acids. The transcript has 5 exons.
AUGGGAUCGCCGACCACCACCCCCUCAAUAUUGCCGUGUCUCGCCCACCCUGCUAUUAAGCUGCGUCAUGAUCUACCAGUGGAAUGCGGACGCGGGAUGCGCUCCAGGGAAGUUGUGAAAAAAAUAUAUUCCUGGCUGGAACUGAGAUCGUGCUGGGCAAAGUUUGUCUCAGAAGCUGGCACCAUCGUCAACGGGUGGCAUCGAGACCUGCUCACCACGCCUUUCUUUGGAAGCUUUAGUUCCGAGUCCCAGUUCCCGUUGGAUAUGUAUGCAUGCAUAUAUGUGCUUACAUGCAAGCCAGUCGUGAUCGUCGAUGGGGGAAUGCAGCAGUCUCAGAAAUCCCUCAAGCCGCCACUGGUUUGGACAAGGUCGAAGUCCAUAGUAGACCUUGGAACGAGUGAUGGGCGGUAUGGAGCUGUGAUACUUGCCAUCCAGGAUCCCUAUGGCUUGUUUGAACAUCAGAUGGCAUGUGUGAAGGUUGGAGUCCGAGCAGGCUACCAGGAUAGGCACUGA